AUGAAGAUGACCCACCAUGAAUUGGGGGGACUAACUACGGGAUCAGUAUAUUUGCGAGCUCACAGCUCUAUUGAUCGUCGAUGGGUGGAUCCAAUCGCGGCGCGGGUGUUGCCUACCACAGUAUACUCGGUUGCCAGUGAUACCGUAGACAUGGGUAGGAAAGUUGGUUGUCCUGAUUCGGAAGUUCUCAUUGGACCUCCUCAAGUAUUGCUGCUGGGGUCCAAUACGUUCCACGGCGGGGGUCUGCAUCCCUUGGACUACUUGUCAGGGAAGAAACCUUACUUUCUUCUGAGGUCGGUGUUAGUAAAUGGCUGGGUGAGGAGGAGGCUGACAACGGUGGAAGAGUGGACUGUGAAGGAUGUGCCGGUGAGGAUUGCAAAGCUGGUCCAAGAUGCCGGAGAAGAUGUGGACGACAUGUGGAGAAGACUAAAACCUGGUCGCUGUCUGGAACAUGGUUUGCGUCAGUUGUUUUCUGGAAUUGGAGUCAUUGAUAUGGACAACCGAGUAUCAAAGCGGCUCCUUGCGUUUGGGCAGGAGGAAAGUGAACCGAUGGUCCAAAGUCGCUUGAAGCAAGAAAUUGGCGAGGUGGCUACGUGCUUGAAUGAAAUGUCCUUGCAGAAGGACUCGAAAAAGAGUAAGCCAUGUCAAGUGUCCAGUGAGGACACAACCACAGUUUCAAGAGGGAGUUUGGAAGGGCCAGAGGACUGGGACUCUGAUGAGGAGGUGGAUGUGAAGGCCACAAAAAGCGACGAUGCUAAGGUGGAGGUUGGGAAAUGGAAUAAGGAGGUGAUUAGAACCCUGAGCUCGGCUUCUCACUGGGCGUCGCCUCAACCGGACCUGGCAGUCGGCCGAAGGAGGACGGAAGAGCAGGCGUUGGAUGCGUUUAGAAAUUGGAUGCUAAAGUGGUACAAACGUCGGUCCACGAGGAGGUAUUCCGAGUGGAAGUUUGGGAAGUCGCGCUGGAAAUUUGGUGAAACAUCAGUGCAGUGGAACGAACGGCCAAAGGCUGAUGUGACUUUGGAUCGUGACGAUCAAAUAAACGGUUAUGUAUGGACGGAUAAUGGUCGGAGUUGCUAUGACAAGUGGUGGAGGUCAAGGUACGAGGAUGAUCGGGAGGAAGCUGAGGCAGCCUGGGACUCCCUGGGCAGGUUGGCAAACACCACCUGGUGGGAGUGGAAGGACGGGUCAAGGUGCCUCCACUGGAAGUGGCCAUGCUUCUAUCAGAGCACCAUCAGAGAUGGGAUUGAAGGGUGGUUCAAGUACACCCCCGGAGCCUGGACAAAACCUCAACUAGCAGGGAAGAGUGCGGAGUCCCAUGGACUAAUGAAGGCCAAGCUUCAGCUAGUAGGAGACAAACGGUACAUUACGAAAGGAUACAUAAAGUCUUUGACAUCCUUCUUUGGUGUAGAGAAAGGUUUACAUGAUAUUCGAAUGGUAUAUGAUGGCACCAAGUCUGGAUUGAACGAUGCUCUCUGGGUGCCAAGUUUUUGGUUACCAACCAUCGAUACGAUGCUUCGGGCAGUCACGUACGACACGGUGAUGAACGAUUUUGACAUUGGAGAUUGUUUUCUCAACUUUGUGUUGCAUGAGACGCUUCAGGCGCCAUGCGGAGUGGACCUCACCAGAUACUUUGGUGACGGAGAGCUUCUCUGGGAGCGGUGGGUUUGGGCCGCAAUGGGUUUGAAGAGCUCGCCUUAUCAGGCUGUACAAGCCAUCAUGGUAGCAAAAGAGAUCGCUUUGGGUGACCGAAAGGAUCCCACAAAUGCGUUCAGGUGGGACGAAGUCAAGAUGAAUCUCCCGGGGUCUAGCACCUACGACCCAGGUCUGCCUUGA
Messenger RNA from Cylindrotheca closterium, 1833 nucleotides. The record is from the annotation of a GenBank genome assembly. NCBI's taxonomy places the organism in Eukaryota, Bacillariophyta, Bacillariophyceae, Bacillariales, Bacillariaceae.